Molecule: messenger RNA, 4887 nt
Organism: Pelobates fuscus (common spadefoot toad)
Lineage: Eukaryota; Metazoa; Chordata; Amphibia; Anura; Pelobatidae
Gene: FLII
Product: FLII actin remodeling protein
Exons: 30
Coding region: 54-3869 (1271 amino acids)
Biological process (GO): myofibril assembly; actin filament severing; actin polymerization or depolymerization
Cellular component (GO): actin cytoskeleton; cytoplasm; nucleus
Molecular function (GO): phosphatidylinositol-4,5-bisphosphate binding; actin filament binding
Source: RefSeq, a predicted model, not a curated record
UCUGGCUGCUUCCUGCUGCUUCCUGUAGACAGUGAGACACCGGGCUCCGGAACAUGGCGGCUACCGGGGUGCUGCCCUUCAUCAGGGGGGUGGACCUGAGCGGCAACGACUUCAAGGGAGGAUAUUUCCCAGAACAUGUGCGGUCUAUGAACAGUUUGCGAUGGCUGAAACUAAACAGGACUGGUCUUUGCUACCUGCCGGAAGAGCUGUCUUCUUUGCAGAAAUUGGAGCAUCUCUCCGUGAGUCACAACAACUUGACAACUCUGCAUGGAGAGCUUUCAUCCCUUCCCUGCCUUAGGGCAAUUGUUGCUCGAGCCAACAGCCUUAAAAACUCUGGAAUUCCCGAUGAUAUCUUCCAGUUGGAUGAUCUUUCUGUGCUGGACCUUAGUUACAAUCAAUUGACAGAGUGUCCACGAGAACUUGAAAAUGGCAAGAACAUGCUCGUGCUUAAUCUCAGCCACAACAGCAUCGACAACAUCCCAAAUCAGCUGUUCAUUAACCUGACAGACCUGCUGUAUCUGGAUCUGAGUGACAACAAGCUGGACAGUUUACCUCCUCAGAUGAGACGGCUGGUGCACCUUCAGACCCUCAUCUUAAAUAACAACCCCCUUAUGCAUGCGCAGCUCAGGCAACUUCCUGCAAUGGUAGCACUACAAACCCUACAUCUGAGGAAUACACAACGCACACAGAGCAAUCUACCCACAUCUUUGGAAGGCCUGACUAAUCUAUCAGAUGUGGAUCUUUCCACGAAUGACCUGUCACGGAUUCCGGAGUGCCUCUAUACACUCGCCAACCUAAAGCGCCUGAACCUCAGCAGCAACCAGAUUACAGAGCUGUCUCUGUGCAUCGACCAGUGGGCUCAACUGGAGACCCUCAAUCUGUCCCGUAACCAGCUUACCUCUCUUCCUUCCGCCAUCUGCAAGUUGACCAAGUUGAAGAAACUGUAUUUGAAUUCCAAUAAGCUGGAUUUUGAUGGCAUUCCCUCGGGAAUCGGCAAACUGUCCAGUCUGGAGGAGUUUAUGGCUUCCAAUAAUAACCUUGAACUGAUACCCGAGAGUCUCUGCAGGUGCUCCAAACUGAAGAAACUGGUUCUAAACAAGAACCGAUUGGUUACACUGCCUGAAGCCAUCCAUUUCCUGACCGACUUAGAGAUCCUCGACGUGCGUGAAAAUCCCAGUCUGGUGAUGCCUCCUAAACCUGCUGACCGCACUUCAGAAUUCUACAACAUCGAUUUCUCCCUGCAGAACCAGCUGCGCCUUGCUGGGGCAUCCCCUGCCACUGUCGCUGCCGCUGCCGCCGCAUCAGGCAGCGCUACCAAGGAUCCGUCCGCCAGGAAGAUGAGACUACGAAGACGGAAAGACUCUGCACAAGAUGAUCAGGCUAAGCAAGUGCUGAAAGGAAUGUCUGAUGUAGCUGAAGAGAAAAAUAAAAAGAUACAGGAGAACGGUGACAUGAAAUACACAGAUUUAAAGGCAAGGAAAUGGGAUCAGAGUCUGGAGAAGCCCCCCUUGGAUUAUUCAGAGUUCUUUACGGAGGAUGUUGGUCAAAUCCCCGGAGUCACCAUCUGGCAGAUUGAGAACUUCAUUCCGAUGUUGGUGGAUGAGGCAUUGCAUGGGAAAUUUUAUGAGGCAGAUUGCUACAUAGUGCUAAAGACCUUGUUGGAUGAUAAUGGUGCUCUUAGAUGGGAGAUAUAUUACUGGAUCGGACAGGAAGCUACACUAGAUAAAAAGGCCUGUUCUGCCAUCCAUGCUGUCAAUCUGCGGAACUAUUUGGGUGCAGAAAGCCGCAGCAUUCGGGAGGAGAUGGGAGACGAGAGUGAGGAGUUCAGUCAGGUUUUUGACAACGAGAUCUCCUACAUAGAAGGAGGGUCAGCCAGUGGAUUUUACACCGUGGAGGACAAUCAGUAUAUCACCAGGCUUUACAGAAUUUAUGGAAAGAAAAAUAUCCGUCUAGAACCAGUUCCCCUUAAAUCAUCCUCCUUGGAUCCGCGGUAUGUCUAUCUUCUGGAUAACGGUUUGGACAUUUCCAUCUGGAGAGGAACUCAGGCCACCCUCAGUAACACCACCAAGGCCAGGCUGUUCGCUGAGAAGAUCAACAAGAAUGAGAGAAAAGGCAAAGCAGAAAUUACUAUGCUGCCACAGGAUCAGGAGACCCCUGAAUUCUGGGAGGUCCUGGGAGGACAGCCGGAGGAGAUUAAACCCAAUGUUCCUGAUGAUUUCCAGGCACCCCGCCCCAAACUUUACAAGGUUGGACUUGGGCUUGGAUACCUGGAGUUACCACAAGUUAACUACAAGAUCUGUGUGGAACACAAGAAGAGGCCAAAGAUUGACCUGCUGCCGGAAAUGAGGCUUCUCCAGAGCCUGCUGGACACAAAGUGUGUCUAUAUCCUGGACUGUCACUCAGACCUCUACAUUUGGAUCGGCAGGAAGUCUUCACGUUUGGUCCGUGCAGCUGCCCUGAAACUGGGGCAGGAGCUUUGCAGCAUGCUCCAUCGACCCAAACAUGCCAUGGUUAUCCGGAACCUCGAGGGCACAGAAUGCCAGGUGUUUAAGUCCAAAUUUAAGAAUUGGGAUGAUGUCCUAAGAGUCGACUAUACUAGGAAUGCUGAGACCGUGACUCAGAAAGAAGGUUUAGUGGGCAAAGUGAAGAAGGAUGCAGAGAAGAAGGAUCAGAUGAAAGCCGACCUGACAGCCCUCUUCCUCCCACGUCAGCCCCCCAUGCCAAUUGCAGAGGCAGAGCAGCUGACUGAGGAGUGGAACGAGGAUCUGGAUGGAAUGGAGGGCUUUGUACUGGAAGGGAAGAAAUUUGCUCGCCUUCCAGAAGAGGAAUUUGGACACUUUCACACCCAGGAUUGCUAUGUGUUCUUGUGCAGGUACUGGGUGCCGAUAGAACAAGAUGAAGAGGAGGAGCAGCAGAAUAAGAAAAGAAAGAUACAUGGACACGGUGAUGAGGAAGAUGAUGACGAUGAAGAGGAGGAGAAGCAGCCAGAAGAAGACUUUCAGUGCGUUGUAUAUUUCUGGCAGGGCAGAGAAGCGUCCAAUAUGGGCUGGCUGACAUUUACCUUCAGCCUUCAGAAGAAAUUCGAGAGUCUGUUCCCUGGAAAGCUGGAGGUGGUCAGAAUGACGCAGCAGCAGGAGAACGCCAAGUUUCUCUCUCAUUUUAAGAGAAAGUUCAUCAUCCAUAAAGGCAAGAGGAAAAUGCGUGAUGUGGAACUCCAACCAAGCUUGUACCACAUACGGACAAAUGGAAGCGCUCUCUGCACCAGGUGCAUCCAGAUUAAUACAGACUGCAGCCUCCUGAAUUCUGAGUUUUGUUUCAUCCUGAAGGUCCCGUUUGAAAGCACAGAUAACCAGGGCAUAGUAUACACCUGGGUUGGGCGAGCCGCAGACCCUGAUGAAGCAAAACUUUCUGAGGACAUCAUGAACCAUAUGUUUGACGACACCUACAGCAAACAGGUAAUAAAUGAGGGAGAAGAGCCAGAGAACUUUUUCUGGGUUGGGAUUGGAGGCCAGAAACCGUACGACGAAGACGCAGAUUAUAUGAAAUACUCCCGACUCUUCAGGUGCUCCAAUGAGAAGGGCUAUUUCUCUGUGUCGGAAAAAUGUUCAGACUUCUGUCAAGAUGAUCUGGCUGAUGACGAUAUUAUGCUGCUGGACAACGGCAAGGAGGUGUACAUGUGGGUUGGAACCCAAACUAGCCAAGUGGAGAUUAAACUCAGCUUGAAGGCAUGCCAGGUUUAUAUUCAACACAUGCGAGCAAAAGACCAAGCGAAUCCCCGCAAACUGCGCCUGGUUCGUAAGGGCAACGAACCGCACGCCUUUACCCGUUGCUUUCAUGCUUGGGGUGCUUUCCGUAAGCCGCCUGCGUAGAAUGAUCAAGAGGAACCCCUGGAUGUCUAGCCCACACAGCCGUAGCUGCUUGUGUUUAAAGGGCCGAAGCAGAUGCUAGGCAAGAAAGUGAAAACCUGACUUGGAAGCGAAGGUCGAGAUCUGCCGCACAAUGACUGAGAAAUCGAAUCGGACUCCAUGAACAGCUACCUUCCACUUGGGCCACGUACUGCAAUCACCUGUUUGUUUGUUUUCUUAGCAGUGUUACUUGUUCACGUUGUGUGUAAGGAAUCCAACACUGUAAAGGGAAUAUGCCUAAAUUGUAACCAAAAAGUACUGUCAUUGACUCCUGCCUGGAACAAUUUAUAUUGUGCACUGCUGUUUCUCAAAUCAGGAGCGUCUGUCUGUCUGUCUUUGCCUGAAGCAGGAUCAACAAUCCCCCAGUGGUAAACAUAAACGCACACCGUGUUGAAUAUGGUUAUUUAUCAAGUUACAGAGCCCAUUCACAGCCACUUAUUAUUUCAAACAUGAGUUUUUAACUUGCUUCCUGUGUAACAGCAAACUUUGGAUUUUUUUUUUCUCUCCCCAUAAUGCCACAUUGCUCUUUAAUAUUGUUCCUGAUCACACCUUAAACUGCGGUCUCUAGGUGGAGACAGUAUUCCAUUAUUUAAGCUGCUUGCUGGGGGUGGGAUUCACUUAUCUAUUAUUAAAGAUAUUACCCAGCUUAACUACUAAACCGGUUGAUUUUAAAGUGUGACUGUGAGAAUUUUUUAACUUUGUGCUCUAACCAAGUGCACAUUUAUAAUGAUGAAUAAAUAUAUUUCUGUAUUUAAAAUGAAUGCUUUUAUUAAGACCAGUGUGGCUUAUAUUAUAUUUUCUUUUUCUUUCUAAAACCGUACUAGAACUCCCAGUUCCAUCUAAAAGGCUUCUGCACUUGAAGUGACACCCAGCUAGUUCUGCGAUUUAAAAAAAAAAAAAAAAUCCCACAGAUUUGUUAGCGAAAUCUGAAUAUAUGCAAAUUGAAGUCUACUACAUUCCCAAUCUGUUCUAUAUAACACUU